Thlaspi arvense is the source of this 876-nucleotide messenger RNA. The record is from the annotation of a GenBank genome assembly. NCBI's taxonomy places the organism in Eukaryota, Viridiplantae, Streptophyta, Magnoliopsida, Brassicales, Brassicaceae.
AUGCUGUCACUACUCUUGCCGCCGGCGAGCUCCUCCGGCGUAUCCGCCGUCGCACUGCGGCCAGGUUUUCAGCAACGCCUCUCAACUCGCCCCAUUCCCUUGUUUAAUCCACUUGUCCUGGCCCCGAAGAGGAGAGCCACCAUCUCUUCGUACCAAUCGCCAUCGUCUCCGCUUGUCUAUGGUAUCCAAAUCCGAGGAUCUAAACCUAGUUUCGCACCAUCCACGGUGGCGUCUUCCUCUCCGACGUCUCCUGGUUCCGUUUCCGGAGAUAUUGAGGUCGACAAAGCAAAGCUCGCUCAGGUUGCAAAGAGAUUGGAGAAGACUUCAAGAUACUUCAAGAGGCUGGGGAGUAUCGGUUUCUGGGGGCAGCUUGUGUCAACUGUAGUUGCUGCUGUGAUUCUGUCCUUCUCCAUUGUUGUAACUGGGAAACCAACUUCACCUGCUACAUUCUAUGCAACCGCGAGUGGGAUCGCUGCUUCGUUUGUCUCUGUUUUCUGGUCGUUUGGUUAUAUCCGGCUCUCAGAGAGGCUCCUUCGAACUGCUGGCGACCCUGCCAAGGCACCGCCUCGUGCUGAUGUUGUGAAAGGUUUGAGAAGUGGGAUUAUGGUGAAUCUUCUUGGAAUGGGAGCGGCGCUUCUCGGGAUGCAAGCGACGGUUGGUUUUUUAGUCGCAAAGGCUUUAACAACUUCAGCUAAUCCUUUCUAUCAAGGAGUCUCUCAAGGAUACAGUCCCGUUCUUGCUCUCGAUGUCUUCCUCGUUCAGGCAUCGGCGAACACCUUGCUUUCUCAUUUCCUAGGUCUUGUUUGCUCGUUGGAGCUGUUACGGUCCGUGACAGUGCCUAACUCGGAAUCUUUCGUGGUUCCUAAGGUUGCUUGA